UUGAGUUAUUAACAUCAAGUGAAGGAGUUCAUCAAGGAGACCCUUUGGGACCUGCUCUUUUCUCAGCUACUAUCCAUCCUAUUUUAUGUGAGGUGAUCAAGAGACAUGAGGGUGUUACUAUGCUGGCAUAUCUAGAUGACAUCUAUGUGGUAGGUCCAGUCAAUAGUCUUCGAAAUAUUUUGGAUGAUUUGAAGUCUUCCCUGUCCACGUUGCAUUUGGAAAUUUUAGACAGAAAGUGUGAGUUGUUUUGUCCCUCUGGUAAUGUCUGUAAUUUUCCAACUCCAGUUACCUCUGAUGGCACUAUUAUACUAGGCACACCAGUAGGAAAACCUGAAUUUGUUCGUUCUCAAUGUGCUGACAUUGCCAAGGGUGGGAAGGAACUUUGCCGUGAAUUGGCCCUGCUGAAUAAUCGGCAAAUCUCCAUGCUGAUUCUACGACACUGUCAUGUGCCUAGAUUGAACUACUUGGCAAGGCAAGUAUUUCCUCGUGAUCUAGAACUGGCAGCAGUCAUCCAUGACAAAAUGACUAGAUCUUCAUUUGUGGACAUCAUUGGUUUCAAUCAUUUGAAUGAUACAGCCUGGAAACAAGCGACUCUAAAGCUCAAGAAUGGAGGCUUUGGUUUAACACAGAUUGGACAAAUUUCUCAUGCUGCUUUUGUGUCUUCUUGGUGUCAAUCAAUGAAAGAAUUGCCAUCUCGUUUCUUGUGUAUGACUGACUUGGUUGAUUAUCUUACUUCUUCUAAAGAAAAGUCGGGGUCGAUUGGCUCAGAAGUAAUUUCUAGCUUUUCCGACUUGCCACCAUUGUCCAAGUCAGCUGACAAUGAUGAAGAUUUUCAAACACUUGAUGACAUCAUCGCUUAUCCUAAGAAACUGCAGCACCGUCUUUGUACUGAGAUAAACGAAAUUAAUGUGUCUGAACUCAUUGCUCAGGCUCCUUCUGAUAAAGAUGCGGCAAGGCUGCGGUCAUUGCAAGGUCGUGGAGCCGGAGAUUGGUUAGAUGCCAUUCCUACUUCUGAUAGGCACGCACUUAAAACAAACGACUUUUCUAUAGCGUCCUAUUUGAGGUUGGGAUUGGCUUUACCGUUUACCAAGUGGGUGAAAGUGUGUGACUGUGGACAACAACUGGAUCAACAAGGAUACCACCUACUAACAUGUAAAUAUGGAGGAGGUCCUGUCUGGACCCACAAUACUAUCUUGAAGGGUUGGAGUGAAUGUUUGAGUGAUUUGCACAUUCCCCAUCAAACCGAACCCCGGCAUCGUUUUGUUAGUAGCGAAAACCGUCCUGAUAUGACACUCUUUGAUUCUGAAACAGGACAGAAUCUUGACGUGGAUGUUUCAUUAGCACACCCAUGGAGUAAGGAUGCUCUCAACCACGCACACAGAGAAGAAGGGUAUGCUGCAAAAGUAAGAGAGGAGAAGAAACUAAAGAAAUACUCAGGAGAGGUCCUGCAUGGUGGUUUAUCAUCCAAGUGUGUUCCACUAGUCUUUGAACAUUUUGGUUUGUGGGGCUCGCACGCACACAAGUUUUUGUCUCAUAUAUCUAGGCAAAGCUACAAUACCACUCAUGCACAUCCUUUUAACAGCGCUCAACGUUUUAAGGCAUUCUGGAGAAAGCAAUUUUCCAUCAUUCUUCAGAGAUGCAACGCCAGAGUGAUUUCGAGGAAGCUGUCGAGAUUUUCAUGCAGUACAAACGACAGUGACAUAAUGUUUGACUGCAAUGUUGUAGGCCAAGUCCAUUAAUGUGUUAUAAUUUGCUUAGUUA
This is a messenger RNA of Corticium candelabrum, 1761 nucleotides long. RefSeq lists its product as uncharacterized. The coding region runs from base 120 to 1739 and encodes 539 amino acids. The transcript has a single exon. Lineage: Eukaryota; Metazoa; Porifera; Homoscleromorpha; Homosclerophorida; Plakinidae. The record is from RefSeq and is a predicted model, not a curated record.